Olea europaea var. sylvestris is the source of this 2233-nucleotide messenger RNA. RefSeq names its product LEAF RUST 10 DISEASE-RESISTANCE LOCUS RECEPTOR-LIKE PROTEIN KINASE-like 2.4. Gene Ontology annotation, biological process: protein phosphorylation. The transcript has 2 exons. The record is from RefSeq and is a predicted model, not a curated record. Gene Ontology annotation, molecular function: ATP binding; protein kinase activity. NCBI's taxonomy places the organism in Eukaryota, Viridiplantae, Streptophyta, Magnoliopsida, Lamiales, Oleaceae. The coding region runs from base 939 to 1988 and encodes 349 amino acids.
AACGUAUAUCUUAAUUUUGAAAUUGUAAUUUUCAAACACCUUAAAUAUUUAUUAUUCUCGACUUGAAUUGCAACAAUCAAAAUGAUGCAUCUAAUUAGUUUGAAUCCAAAUAUGUGAUUGUGGGACCUACUAGGGGACAUAGUUAGCACUAUAUAAAAUCAAUAAUGCUAUUCAAAUAGGGAUUGCAAAUAGGUGCUUUGACAGGUGCAGAGUUGUCAGCGCACCUGUGUGGGUAACUUUUUUCCGAAUUGUCCAAUGAUACUGUGCCUCGUGUCCACCUGCUUUUUAAUCCUAUCAUUCAAUUUGUUUGUAUAGCAUGAUUGAUUUAAAAUUUUGAGCUAGAUUGGACAUGGACUUCUGGGAUGAACUAGUUUCUUUGAGCCAAUUUUAUGAUGUAAAAUAAGUCCACCCACAAGUGUUUGGCUCAAAGAAACUAGUCCACCCCAGGUAUCUAUGUCGAAUCCAGUUUGUCUUUUAGCAUCGUAAUAUGUAGUCGAACCCAAAAGAAACUAGGCUAAUUUUAUUUAUGUCAUUUUUUUUAUAGUUUUGUCUUUUAGCUAUGUAAUCUAUAGUGGUUAAGUGAUCUCCAGAGUCUUAAAUCAUUUCUAGACUACAAAGUCUGUUGAAUUACACAGUAGUGAUUCUCUUUAACAGGCAAUUAGAUAGAAAAUCUUAUACACCAGAUACAUUUAUUCCACUAUUAUAUGAAAUCACAUGUUCAUGAGUCAUACCCUGUGAUUAUUUACAUGCUGGAAAAGAGAUCAUACUAAGAAAAAGGAGUUCCCAUCUUAUUUUUAUAAUGUUCUCUUAAUCUAACACGUGUUUUGACUUCAGCUGCAGGAAUAAGUAUAUUGAUAUUGAUUUUAAUUGCAGCUAUUUCACCUGUAGCAGUAGUCCUCUUCUACAUAAUCUUGUUCGCAUUCUACGAGAGGAAGCACAUGUGGAAUUUGAAGGGAAAGAUGCAAAAUGAUAAGGACAUUGAACUCUUCCUAAAGAACAAUGAGAAUCUUGCAACAAGAAGAUACAACUACUCUGAUCUUAUGAAAAUGACUAACUCAUUCAGUGACAACUUAGGGGAAGGGGGCUUUGCUAGUGUAUAUAAAGGGAAGUUAUCUGAUGGCCGUCUCGUAGCAGUAAAGAUUUUUAAAGAAUCAAAAGGCUAUGGAGAAAAAAUUAUCAAUGAGGUUGCAAGUAUCAGUAGAACUUCCCACGUUAACAUUGUCACUCUCUUGGGAUUUUGCUUUGAGGGUUCCACAAGAGCUCUCAUUUACGAGUUCAUGCCCAAUGGAUCUCUUGAGAAGUUCAUAUUCUCCAAAGUAGAAAGUCAGUUAGGAUGGGAACAAUUGUUUCAAAUUGCACUUGGCAUUGCUCAUGGAAUAGAAUACUUGCACCAAGGAUGUAAUACACGGAUUUUACACUUUGACAUAAAGCCUCAUAACAUUCUACUAGAUAAAGACUUCAAUCCUAAAAUGUCAGAUUUUGGCCUGGCGAGACUUUGUCCUAACAGGUCUAGUAUAGUGCCAAUGCCAGGGGCCAGAGGGACAAUAGGGUAUAUAGCUCCAGAAAUAGUUUGUAGAAACUUUGGAAAUGUUUCUCACAAGUCAGAUGUCUAUAGCUAUGGUAUGAUGAUUUUGGAAAUGGCUGGAGAGACGAAAAAUAUUGAAGUCGGAAUCGAUCAUUCAAGUGAAAAUUACUUUCCUGAUUGGAUAUAUAAGAAACUUGAACAGAGUGUCAAACUUGAUCUGAACAUCAUUGUGAAUGCAAAUGAACAUUUGAGGAUAAGGAAAAUGUUAAUAGUUGGAUUGUGGUGCAUACAUACUGAUCCUACAGCUAGACCUUCAAUGAGUAGGGUUAUAGAAAUGUUGGAAGGGAAUAUAGAAUCUUUGCAAAUCCCGCCUAAACCCAACUUCUUUUUACAGCCAAGAGAAGCAUUAAAUCCUUCAAUUUCUGAGUUAGCACUCACCUUAUCUGAAGUUCAUGAAGUUUAACUAUGACUCAUUAAAACUUCGAGUGAUCCUCGUGCUGAUUGGAGGAUCCUAGUGACCGUAGAAACAGUUAUCUCGAUUGGUUGUGCUAUAGCAAUUUGUAUGUUGUUAAUACUAAUGUUGAAUCUGUCUCAAUGUUAAAUUUCACAUUUGUGUAAAAUCAAAGUAAUUAAAGAAAUUCAACUACCCUUUAGUUUGUCUAAUCAUUGUUAUUAUCUAGUACUUAAAUAAGAUGAGAUGUUGCAUUA